This is a messenger RNA of Vitis vinifera (wine grape), 2052 nucleotides long. RefSeq lists its product as uncharacterized. Lineage: Eukaryota; Viridiplantae; Streptophyta; Magnoliopsida; Vitales; Vitaceae. The transcript has 4 exons. The coding region runs from base 973 to 1761 and encodes 262 amino acids. The record is from RefSeq and is a predicted model, not a curated record.
AGAGGUGUGAAAAUAAUGGUAUUAUGGGCGCCGGGUCAAGGAUUGUUCAAAGAAGCCUGAGUGGAUGUUUGUGGAAUCUUCUACCUUUGUCUCCUUUUAUCAGACCCAUCCCCCCUUUCUUUUUUGAGAUGAUUUGGGAUUAGGUUGAGGAGUUGGCUCAGGGAUAAGUCCUGAAACUUGACAGUAAGACCGAGCCGCAAUCUUGGACCCUUCAUUUGAAGUGUUGCCGUAUUGGGAGUGUUAGGGGUUUCCGUUGGUCAUCAAUCCAUCUCAUUGGGCCCAAGAAUGAAAGCCUUAGAUUAUCUUCUUGCUUGUAACCUUUGAUUUCCGCCCAAGAAUGACUUGUAUGCUUUGGGCCUAUAUAAGCCUGAUCUCAGCUCUAGGCCCAAUAUGAUCAUGAUUUUGACGAGGUCUAUUUCAAUCACUCUCAUUAAAGAUGAAGCCAAGUCACUGCCUUGACGGAACAUCAAAUCGACACUUAUUUGGUUUUAUCUUCAACUAGAAUUUUCUUAAAUCGAAAAUCAAUCUUUGUAGAGAUUUCCAUGUCCUUUUCAUAUCUUGGAUUUGACAAGUAUACCAUUAAAAUAGACUAAAUUGUUAAGCGGUCAAGCCACAUGUCACACAAGGAGGACAGUAAAAGGACCAAGCAAACUUUUGGGUUAGGUUGGGCCUGCUAGUGAUGGGCUUAGCUGGGCUCAAUUGUUCUCAAGUUUAAAGUACGGUUAGUUCCACGCAAAACUUUAAGGCCCAAUCUACCUAGGUCAGGCCCACAUCCAUGCUAGAAUGAUCAAGGCUAAAACCCAAUAGACAAGACUGUACAAAUAUUUCUCGUACAAAUUCCAGGCAUAAAUUAUCAUAUGAAAAAAAAUUGUUGAGUAUUGAGGAUGUGAAAAUAUCGUGGAGACUGAAUUAGACUGUUACUGAAAAAAUGAUGAAUCUCUUGAGCUGAUCAGAAUCAGGGGGGUGGGCGCAAUGCCAGGACCAGGUCCGCACAUGAUGUACGCGCUGGGGUCGAGCCUAGGGCUCAUGUCCACCUCCAAUGGCCGGUUCAGCCCUCACCACUCUCUUGCCUACGCCAUCAACGCCUUCUUCGGCCCCGACCUCGGCUCCUUCUCCGAGUGGCUCACUUCCACCCUUGGCUUUGGUCACUCCUUCGGCUCCGCGCUGGCCGAUGUAAUCCACGACCCCUUCUUCUACAUCGUGAUUCUGGGCCUUCCUCUCUCUUUUCUCUACUCUUGGCUCUCCAGGGUUCUUCUCCAAAGGGGUUUUCUGGAUUCCGUUUCAGGGGUACCCCUUACUAGAAGGCAAUGCUUGUUGUUGAUAUCGGCUGGUUCUUUAUCACACUUUUUCUUGGACCACUUGUUUGAGGAAAAUGGACAUUCUUCCAUGUAUACUUGGAUAUUGAGCACUGGUUGGUGGAAGAACCGUGCACCUGUCAAUCCUGACGCUGUUGUAGUAGUUGGCUUCUUAUGUGCUUCUCUAAUUGGCGGCUUCAUGUACAUCAACAGAUUGAAGCCCUCGAAGUCCAUUAAGAAACAAACGAGUCAAUCGGUGAAACUUAUUGUGAUCAUUGCAACCCUUUACUGUUUAUGGUGUGCUAGCCAGAUAUACUGGGUAAAUCCCCGUCGGGCAGCAGUUGGUGAAGAGGCUGAUCUAGGAGUCCUUGUAUUUUUAGCUAUUUAUUUCUUUCUUCCACACACUUUCUGCAUAAUGUCCAUGAAUCCAAAAGAUCAUUUUGACAUGGAGCAACUCCCAAUUUGACAACAUUAUCAUUACGACAUUUGGGAACAUCACACUUCUGCCUGAGGUACGAUGACUUGUGAAGCAAUGGUUCCCUUGUCCAUUGGACCUGGCCUCCCAUGAUUCGUUGUCUAACCGCUUAGAAGUUGUAAUUGAUUAUUUUUUGUUUUUGCAAGUUUAUACAUCUGUAAAGGGACUGAACCCAGGUUCUAAGCCAUCAUGAUAGAGUGUGAUAUUCUUUUUUUUCCUUUUACCCUUGUUGAAUACUGCAUUGAAGAAAUAAUGACUUUAUUUUCCUUGUUGCUCUUGCCA